GCGCCGCACGCUGCGUACUUGUUUGGGCGGGAACAGCAAAAUGGCGCCAGAACCAGUGGCGGGCUGAGGACACCGGCCCUCGUCGGAAGCCGGCCCUGCGGUCCCCGGGCCGCCCCUGCCGCGCGCCCGGCGCCUCCGGACAUGGAGGACGUGGAGGCGCGCUUCUCCCACCUCCUGCAGCCCAUCCGCGACCUCACCAAGAACUGGGAGGUGGACGUGGCGGCCCAGCUGGGCGAGUAUCUGGAGGAGCUGGACCAGAUCUGCAUUUCUUUUGAUGAAGGCAAAACCACCAUGAACUUCACUGCAGCUGCGCUGCUGAUCCAGGGGUCUGCCUGUGUGUACAGUAAGAAGGUGGAGUACCUGUACUCGCUGGUCUACCAGGCUCUGGACUUCAUCUCGGGCAAGAGGCGGGCCAAGCAGCUCUCCUCGGUGCAGGAAGACGGGGCCCAAGGGGACCCCAGCUCCGGGAUCCCCCAGGAGCCGGGGGACGAGUUCCUGUCGCUGGAAGACUUCCCUGACUCCCGGGCUAAUGUGGACCUGAAGAACGACCAGGCACCCAGCGAGGUGCUGAUCGCCCCCCUCAUGCCCAUGGCCCUGGUGGCCCCUGACGAGUCAGAGAAGAGCAGCAGCCCCCUCUACAGCCGGCAGGGGGAGGUCCUGGCCAGCCGGAAGGACUUCAGGAUGAACACGUGCACCCCCCACCCCCAGGGGGCCUUCAUGCUGGAGCCCACAGGCCCAUCCCCCACGGAGGCCCUGCUGCCAUGGAGCCAGAAGGACGCCGGGAGGGCUGAGGAGCAGCCGAUGGAGGUCUCUGCCCCUGUGCUCAGCGCCCCCCAGGAGCCAGAAGACCUGGCGCUUGGAGACGAGGACGAGGAGGCAGCAGAGGCAGCUGAGCCCCCUGGGGCCACAGCCCCCACGUCCCCUCUGGAGCCCAAGGAGCCCGGGAGUACACAGCAGAGUGCUGCCCAGCCCCGGAGGUACAUGCUGCGAGAGCGAGAGGGAGUCCCUGAGCCUGCGCCCCAGCCAAAGGAGGCUCCGGACCCAUGGCAGAGCCUGGACCCCUUCGACUCCCUGGACUCCAAGCCCUUCAAGAAAGGCCGGCCCUACUCCGUGCCCCCCUGUGUGGAGGAGGCCCCGGGGCAGAAGCGCAAGAGGAAGGGGGCCGCCAGGCUGCAGGACUUCCGCCAGUGGUGCCUCGCUGCCUAUGCUGACGGCAGGAAGCCACGGCGGAAGGGCCCAUCCUUCGCAGACAUGGAGGUCCUGUACUGGAAGCAUGUGAGGGAGCAGCUGGAGACGCUCCGGAAGCUGCAGAGGAGGGAGGUGGCGGAGCGGUGGCUGCCGAGGGCUGAGGAGGGGCUGUGGCCUGCAGGGGAGGAGCACCUGGAGGAUUCCCUGGAGCACCUCGGGGCUGCAGAUGAUUUUCUGGAUCCUGAGGGAUACUUGGAGCCUGAGGAGGCAACACCGCCAGAAGCAGCUGGCCUGGAUGCAGAAGCUGGGCCAACAUCCUUGAGCUACGAGGAACUGGUUCGAAGGAAUGUGGAGCUCUUCAUAGCCACCUCCCAGAAGUUCGUCCAGGAGACGGAGCUGAGUCAGCGCAUCCGAGACUGGGAGGACACCAUCCAGCCGCUGCUCCAGGAGCAGGAGCAGCAUGUGCCCUUUGACAUCCACAGCUACGGGGACCAGGUGGUCUCUCGGUUCAGCCAACUUAAUGAGUGGUGUCCCUUCGCCAAGCUGGUGGCUGGCCAGCCUCCCUUCGAGGUGUGCCGCUCCAUGCUGGCCUCCCUGCAGCUGGCCAACGACUACACGGUGGAGAUUGCCCAGCAGCCGGGGCUGGAGGUGGCUGUGGACACCAUGUCCCUGAGACUGCUCACGCACCAGCGAGCCCACGCACGCUUCCAGACCUACAGCGCUCCCUCCAUGGCCCAGCGCUGACCAGGUGGCAGCCAAGACUCGGGUUGGGGCCUGGGAGCCCCUUCCCCCAGGCUUGCUGCAACGCAUGCACCUGUUCCUCCCAGCCCAAUAAAGUGGCCCCUGCCAUCCCACCCACUCCAA
Choloepus didactylus (southern two-toed sloth) is the source of this 2052-nucleotide messenger RNA. It is a transcript of the gene NCAPH2, whose product is annotated as non-SMC condensin II complex subunit H2. The record is from RefSeq and is a predicted model, not a curated record. The transcript is spliced from 20 exons. Gene Ontology annotation, molecular function: chromatin binding. Gene Ontology annotation, biological process: meiotic chromosome condensation; mitotic sister chromatid separation. Bases 142 to 1932 code for a protein of 596 amino acids. NCBI's taxonomy places the organism in Eukaryota, Metazoa, Chordata, Mammalia, Pilosa, Megalonychidae. Gene Ontology annotation, cellular component: nucleus; condensin complex.